Lagopus muta (rock ptarmigan) is the source of this 1401-nucleotide messenger RNA. Its product is annotated as interstitial collagenase-like. The transcript has 10 exons. NCBI's taxonomy places the organism in Eukaryota, Metazoa, Chordata, Aves, Galliformes, Phasianidae. Gene Ontology annotation, cellular component: extracellular matrix. The record is from RefSeq and is a predicted model, not a curated record. Gene Ontology annotation, molecular function: zinc ion binding; metalloendopeptidase activity. Bases 1 to 1401 code for a protein of 466 amino acids. Gene Ontology annotation, biological process: collagen catabolic process; extracellular matrix organization; proteolysis.
AUGAAGGUCUUUUCUCUUCUCCUCUUGAUGUAUGUGACGGCCUCCUCCGCUUUCCCUGUGGCUCCUGAAGAAGAAGAUGAAAGAAAAAAUAUAGAUCUUGUGGAGACUUAUCUACAGAAUUUCUACAAUCUUCAAAAAGAUCAUCGGCAUCAUCUAAGGCAGGGGGGUAAAAAUCAUCUUGCUGAAAAGCUCAAGGAAAUGCAGGAAUUCUUUGGACUACAAGUGACUGGGAAAGCCGAUCGUGACACUUUGGAGAUGAUGAACAAACCCAGGUGUGGUGUUCCUGAUGUAGAGCAAUACGUCUUCACAGCAGGGAAUCCAAAAUGGAAGAAGACUAAUCUGACAUACAGGAUUGUGAAUUACACCAGAAAGAUGAGACAAACUGAUGUAGAUGAAGCAAUCCAAAAAGCUCUGAAUGUCUGGAGUAGUGUGACACCAUUGACAUUUCAAAAGAUUGAGGACAAAAUUGCAGAUAUAAUGAUCUCAUUCGCUUAUAGAGAUCACAAUGACAACUCUCCUUUUGAUGGCCCUAAUGGGCUGCUGGCUCAUGCUUUUCAACCAGGAGAAGGUCUUGGUGGAGACGUGCAUAUGGAUGACGAGGAAACCUGGACAAAAGAUGGAAGAGGCUACAACUUGUUCAUUGUUGUUGCCCAUGAACUUGGCCACUCACUGGGCUUGUCCCAUUCAAAUGAUCCUGGAGCACUGAUGUAUCCAAAUUAUGCUUACACAGACCCCAAAGAAUUCCUUCUUCCUCAGGAUGACAUUGAUGGCAUUCAAGCCAUAUAUGGACAGUCUAAUGAUGCUGUGCAGCCUACAGGGCCCACAACUCCACAAGUCUGUGACCCUAAUUUGACAUUUGAUGCCAUUACCACUUUGCGUGGAGAAAUGAUGUUCUUUAAGGGCAGGUACAUGCUGCGCAAACAUCCUGAGUGGUCAGAGACAGAGUUAAAUUUUAUCUCAGUGUUCUGGCCAAAUUUGCCAUCAGGAAUUCAAGCUGCUUAUGAGAACAUUGAAAAGGAUGAAGUUUUACUCUUUAAAGAGGAUAAGUACUGGGUUAUCAGAGGAUAUGACAUUGCAUACGGCUAUCCCAAACCAAUCUAUCGUUUGGGAUUCCCAAAGACUGUUAAAAGAGUGAAUGCAGCUUACAAUGACGAGACCACAGGAAAAACAUAUUUCUUUGUAGCUGACAGAUACUGGAGAUACGAUGAAAACAAAAAAUCCAUGGAUCAUGGUUAUCCCAGGAAAAUAAUCUCUGACUUUGGAAAAAUUGGCAGAGUUGAUGCUGCUUUCCAGAAAGAUGGCUAUGUGUACUUCUUCCACAGAACAAAGCAGUUCCAGUUUGAUCCUCGCACCAAACGGAUUGUCCAUCAAAUGAAGAGCAUUAGCUGGUUUAACUGUUAA